This is a messenger RNA of Geosmithia morbida, 1071 nucleotides long. RefSeq lists its product as uncharacterized. Lineage: Eukaryota; Fungi; Ascomycota; Sordariomycetes; Hypocreales; Bionectriaceae. The transcript has 6 exons. Bases 1 to 1071 code for a protein of 356 amino acids. The record is from RefSeq and is a predicted model, not a curated record.
AUGGCAUACAAGGCGGCGGGAGUCGGGGGCAAGGGUCCCAUGAUGAUUGGUGUCCUUUGGUUCGAGAUUCUUUUGUCCUUCGCCGUUAUUUCAUUGAGACUAUGGACUCGGAAGUAUGUCAAAGGAAAAAUUGGAUGGGACGACAUUUGUCUCGUUGCGACAUUUGUAUUGAUGGUCGUAUUCGCUGCAAUAACAACAGUUGCCUGUUUCCACGGAAUGGGAAGGCAUUUCAACCAACUGAAGACGGACCAGUUUGCAAGGGCCAUGAUGCUGGUGAUGGUAGGCCAAUCUACAGUUUCAAUGGCUAUUGGAAUGGCCAAAGUGGUCGUUGCUACUUUCUUGUUACGAAUUGUCACUGCCGCUUGGCAACGCAUAUUCCUAUGGUUCUGUAUCGGCACCAUGAUGUUCAUCAGUGUUUUCCUUUCAAUCUCGCUCUUUGCCCAGUGCACACCAGUUGAAUCUAUCUGGAACCCAUUAUUGGCCGACGAGAAAGUUUGCAGCCUAGAUCUCACUACCGUUGCUUUCGUGGAUUGCGCUUAUGCGGCAGUGAUGGACUUUACUCUGGCCAUAUUCCCUUGGAUUGCCCUUCAUAAUCUGAAUAUUAAACGAAAGGAAAAGAUCGCUAUUUGUGUUUCUCUGAGCCUUGGAAUCUUUGCUGGUAUUUGUGGCGUUAUCAGAACUUCCGGCCUGAAAGUGUUGAGCAAUACUGGGGACUACCUUUUCGUCAUUGCCGAUUCGAUCAUUUGGACGUCCAGCGAGGUUACGACUACUAUUGUCUGCGUAUGCAUUCCUUCCCUUCGACCUCUUUACGGAAAGAUUACCGGCCAACUCUCCAGUUCUGGUGGCGAGCAGACAACUCCGAGCUACGAUGCGGGAAAUUCCUACAAACUCAGCUCAUACACAGGCAAGAAUGGUACAAAGACGAACAUCGAGGCAGCACAGGCUCGCGCUACCACUCUCAAUGACAGCGACGAAUCCAUACUCCUAAGACGCAACGGGGACAUUGUGAUGACGCAGGAGGUCUCCGUAACAUACACGGACCCGAAUGAUGGUAAAGGCUCCGUUAACUGA